This is a messenger RNA of Mytilus californianus (California mussel), 2883 nucleotides long. RefSeq lists its product as uncharacterized. The record is from RefSeq and is a predicted model, not a curated record. Lineage: Eukaryota; Metazoa; Mollusca; Bivalvia; Mytilida; Mytilidae. The transcript is spliced from 9 exons. Gene Ontology annotation, molecular function: protein binding. Bases 109 to 2781 code for a protein of 890 amino acids.
CUAUAAUCAUAGCUAAAAUCUUUUAAAACGUUUUACAUGUAACACAUUACAAAUACAAGUUUCAAAAUGGCGACAGAAAGUUAAUCAUCCAAGCGGAUAACCACCCACAUGGCAGAAUUAGAUGAGAGGAUGAGACGUUUGAUUUUACUUUUACUUUUACUGAUACAAACUGUGAUUCAUGGACUUGACAAUGUAUUUACAUUGCAUUGUCCUUUUCCUUCGCAAUGGUAUUUCCGAUCAAAAACAUUAUGUCAUAUAUCCGACGGAUACCAUUGUUUAUACGAUGCAAACAAAAAGCAGAACACAGAAGCUUGCAGGGACGGACCACAGUUUGAAGCUCCUGGAAAUAAACUGCAAAUAGUUGGAAGUUUAGAAGUUGUAAAAUGUACAAAUGAACGAUAUCAACCUUUUAUUUUCUGGACAAAUGGCAGUCACCUUUGCAAAUUUGAAAAAUCAUUUUGCACUGACGAAGGACAAGUGCUUUUUUCACAAGGUACAACUAAAAAAGAUAGUACGUGUAGAUGUGACUACACAAAAGGUUAUGACUUUGUAACUAAACCAAGAAAUACAUGCUUCUGUAUUCCAACUGAAGAAGACUGUUCUUGUUUCAUUAGGCAUUGUUCCAGUGGAUUGGUCCUUUCUCCAGAUUAUAAAUGCGUACCAGUGAUUAAGUUGCUUGAAAUCUCACAGUGUCCAAUAACAACUAGUAGCGCAGAAACUACUAAAAGACCUACCCUAUCCAUAGAUAAAAAAGACGACACACAUACUUACUACAAUGAUCAUGUCUUUAGAAUCCAUAAAGUUGUUCUUUUGGUGUUGCUUUUGCUGGUAACAGGUAUGGGCAUCAUUUACUUUUUAUACAUCUGUCAUGUCGGUAAAUCUACCAUCGAAAAGAAUAGUUGGAAAGAUCAUUUAAUGAAGUUUGUAACGACUCGUGCAUCACAGGAAAUUUUGAUUACGAUCACAAAAAAUCCUUGCGUUUUGAUAACAGGUCCUUUUGGAUCUGGAAAGACUACGAUUGCAUGUUACAUUUCUUCAAUGCUUGCAAAAGAAGGCUAUGAAACAAAUUUUGUUUCAAAUCCAGAGGAAAUUAUGAGACUUACUUACCGCAAUCGAAGACAACUUUUCAUAAUUGAUGAUGUAUUUGGAAAGUACUCGACAAAUAUAUCUGACAUAACUGAACGAUCGGAAAAGUACGGUUCAAGUAUAAAUGCAAUUUUAACUAAAUCUGGUACUGUGAAAGUUCUCAUAACUUCCAGAACAUACAUAUAUCAACUAAACUUCAUGAGUUUUGAAAAUUUGAAAACAGCUAUAUCCUUUAUUCAUAAAGAUCUUAUACCGGAAACUUCAGAAUUGGAUCUAGAAGAACGUAGAAAAAUGUAUAAGUCAUACUUUGAAUCGGACCCACCAAAAUCAAUUUCUGACGAUAUUUUGUCAUUGUACCAUUUUUACCCUGUUAUGUGUGCUUCCUAUAACAAAGACAAUGUUUUACAAUACUUCACACAUCCUGUAGACAUCAUAUCUGCUGAAAUUGAUAGCAUGCAACAAAAAUCAGAUAUUGGUUAUCUCGCUUUAGCCAUUCUUGUCGUCAUGGGUAAUAAAGUCGAAAUCAGCCACAUUUCUGGUUUGAGCUAUUCUGAGAGAACAGACUUCAUUCUUCGAGACAUUUUCAAUGAAUCUUGUUUCAAUCAUUACCCAUCAAUACAUAUGUUGUAUGUAACAUUUAAGUCAUUAAAUGGAGAUUUUAUCAAGAAUGGUGACACAUUCUUUUCCUUCGAUUGUCCUGAAUUGUUUGAAAUUGUCGCAAAAUGUAUUGGGGGAUCAUUCAUGCAAAGCAUUCUAAAAAACAGCAGCAGUGUAUUUAUCAAGGAGAGACUUCGGUUAUCUACAACAGAAGAAAAUAAUUGUUCCCAUACAAUAAGAGUACCACAUACCAUGAUAGAUGCAUUUUAUCAACGUCUUACGUCUGAUAUAAAUAAUAAUUUAAUUUUUGAUGUAUUAAGUAACAAAAUUUUCGAAUCGCAGUACUACAGGAAAACAUUUAUCGGGUACCUUAAUAAACACGUGAAGUCAAACACACUUGUUGACUCAUCAACUAGGUCAAACGUUCUUCAUAUUGUUUCAUCAUUUGGAUAUUCAGAUUUUUUAAAUCAUUUUUUGACACGAGAUAAAGGUCAAGGUGUCAAUAAAAAAAAUAUCAAUGGAAAAACACCCCUCCACUUAGCAUGUCAAAACGGACAUAUGAAUUGUGUUCAAUGUCUACUAAAUAAUACAGCUGUCGUGAAUGAUACGGAUUCAAAAAAAAGAACUGCACUUCAUUAUGCAUGUGAAGCCGGAAAUGAAAGCAUUGUUAAAUAUUUAAUUACAAAUAAUGCUUCCGUAAACAACAAGGACUUGGAAGGUAUGACACCCCUCCAUGUAGCUUGUGAAAAGGGACACCAGUAUGUAGUAAAGUUUCUUGUUGAAAAGAAAGUGAACAUAAACGAAGCAGACACAAAAGACAAAACACCGCUGCAUUAUGCAUGUGAACAUCGUUUUUGGAAUAUUGCUGAAGUUUUAAUUUUGAAUAAAGCGUAUGUGAACAAAUCUGAUGAACAAGGUUCUACUCCACUUCAUAUAGCCUGUGAAUAUGGGAAUGCGGGAGUAGUCAAACUAUUAGUGGAAUAUAAAGCAGUUACCAAUAGUAAAAAUAAAAAUGGACUAACACCACUCGAUAUCUCUUUAAAAAACGGAAUUGAAGCUGUAUCAAUAUGUUUAAGCCAGUUCGAGAAAAAUAAAUAAAUGGCACAAUCAUGUUAUUUUAUAAAGAUGUAUACUUGUAAUAUUUUAUUUUCAGCUGUCAUUGCAUUGCAUAAUUUAAUAAAGAGUUAGCAUAUAUUUCAA